This is a messenger RNA of Python bivittatus (Burmese python), 3121 nucleotides long. RefSeq names its product CWC22 spliceosome associated protein (gene CWC22). Gene Ontology annotation, molecular function: protein binding; RNA binding. Gene Ontology annotation, cellular component: catalytic step 2 spliceosome. NCBI's taxonomy places the organism in Eukaryota, Metazoa, Chordata, Lepidosauria, Squamata, Pythonidae. The record is from RefSeq and is a predicted model, not a curated record. Gene Ontology annotation, biological process: mRNA splicing, via spliceosome.
UGUCGUUCCUUCAAGCGGGCAUAUGCUAUGGUGGAACUUGGUGGCGGAGAUGAACUAUUUUUGCUGGAGGAAUAACAAUAAAAUUCCACAUUGAUUUUGAAACGCUUACAUUAGAAAUUCAGAGUUUAAAGUGGAAGAAGAAGAGGGAAUGAAGAGUGGAGUAGCACAAAUGAAUUCUGGAUCUAGCUGUGAAAGGAAGGGAGCUUACAAUCCUCGCCAAAGAAGUGCCUCCCCAGAAGACAGGAAUAAGUUCAUGGAACGUAAGAGGUCUCAGUCACCCCAAAGCAAAGGUCACUUGGAACAUAGAAGACCUGACAGAGAACAUUCAGGAAAGGGGCAUUACGAUGACAGAUAUACAGAACCAAGAGGGAGAGAAAGACAGGAAAGAGAGAGAGAAUCUGAUUGGAAGAAGCACAGGAAAUCCCGGUCACCCGAUAGAAAAAAUGAUAUGGAGAAAUCAGCAGUACAGGGCUCUCUUUCUCAUGAGGAGCCCCCUCCAAAGAAGAAGAAAGAGGAGGUGGAUCCAAUCCUUACCCGCACUGGAGGUGCAUACAUUCCUCCAGCAAAGCUCAGGAUGAUGCAGGCACAAAUCACUGAUAAAAAUAGCUUAGCCUAUCAAAGAAUGAGUUGGGAAGCACUGAAGAAAUCCAUCAAUGGUCUCAUCAACAAGGUGAAUGUUUCAAACAUUGAAAAUAUUAUACAUGAACUUCUUCAAGAAAACAUUGUGAGAGGCAGGGGAUUACUUGCAAGAUCAAUUUUGCAGGCCCAGAGUGCUUCACCCAUCUUCACUCACGUAUAUGCAGCAGUUGUAGCAAUCAUCAAUUCCAAGUUUCCAAAUAUUGGGGAAUUGAUUCUCAAGAGGCUCAUUUUAAAUUUUCGUAAGGGAUACAGAAGAAAUGAUAAGCAACUUUGCCUGACAGCUUCCAAGUUUGUUGCACAUCUUAUGAAUCAGAAUGUGGCUCAUGAGGUUUUAUGUUUGGAAAUGCUCACAUUGCUCCUGGAAAGACCUACAGAUGAUAGUAUUGAAGUAGCAAUUGGGUUUCUAAAGGACUGUGGCCUCAAGUUAACUGAAGUAUCUCCCAGAGGUGUUAAUGCCAUCUUUGACCGCCUUCGCCAUGUCCUUCAUGAAUCUGAAACUGACAAGCGAGUUCAGUAUAUGAUUGAAGUCAUGUUUGCUGUGCGCAAAGAUGGAUUCAAAGAUCACCCAGUGAUUCCAGAUGGACUUGAUCUUGUGGAGGAGGAGGAUCAGUUUACCCACAUGUUACCUUUGGAAGAUGAAUACAAUCCAGAUGAUGUUCUCAAUGUCUUCAAAAUGGACUCUGAUUUUAUGGAAAAUGAAGAGAAGUACAAAGCUCUGAAAAAAGAAAUUCUUGACGAAGGUGACAGUGAUUCAGAAGCUGGUCAGGAUGCUGGAAGUAGUGAAGAGGAGGAUGAGGAAGAAAGAGAGGAGGAAGAUGAGGAUGAAGAAGGACAAAAAGUUACCAUCCAUGACAAAACGGAAAUUAACUUGGUUUCCUUCCGGCGAACCAUUUACCUUGCAAUUCAGUCGAGUUUAGAUUUUGAGGAAUGUGCUCACAAACUGCUGAAGAUGGAUUUUCCUGAAAGCCAAACAAAAGAACUGUGCAACAUGAUACUUGACUGUUGUGCUCAGCAAAGAACAUAUGAGAAAUUCUUUGGUUUACUAGCUGGGCGCUUCUGUAUGUUGAAAAAAGAAUACAUGGAGUCAUUUGAAGCAAUUUUCAAAGAGCAGUAUGAUACUAUACAUCGGCUGGAAACAAACAAGUUGAGGAAUGUUGCCAAGAUGUUUGCUCAUCUUUUAUACACAGAUUCGCUUCCAUGGAGUGUCCUUGAAUGCAUAUCUCUAAGUGAAGAAACUACAACAUCAUCCAGUAGGAUUUUUGUUAAAAUAUUCUUCCAAGAGCUUAGUGAAUAUAUGGGACUCCCUAAUCUUAAUGCAAGGUUGAAAGAUGAAACCCUGCAACCGUUCUUUGAAGGAUUAUUACCACGAGAUAAUCCAAGAAAUACUAGAUUUGCAAUCAAUUUCUUCACUUCAAUUGGUCUUGGAGGACUGACGGAUGAACUACGGGAGCACCUGAAGAAUGCACCAAAAAUAAUAAUGACACAGAAGCAAGAUGUAGAGUCCUCUGACUCAUCUUCAGAAUCAGAUACAUCUGAUUCGGAUGAUGACACCAGCAGCAGUGAGACCUCAGGUUCCUCUAGUGGGAAUGAGUCCACUUCAGACAGUAGGCACAGCAGUGACUCAGAUAAGAAAAAAUCUCAAAAGAAGAAAAAUUUGGAUAAAAGCACCAGGAGAAAACAAGAGAAUAAAAAGAAGAAAUUUGAAAAGGAAAAAGAAAGGAGGCAGCCUGAGAAGGAAAACGGUGCUGGAAGAAACUCGGAGCGGAAUGCUGACAGAAGCUCCAGUAGGAGAGAGGAAGCGUCCCAGAAACUCUCUUAUGAUAGAGAUUAUUCCAGUGAUAGAAAUAACUACCAGAGUGGAAAGGAGAGGAAUCGAGAAAGAAAUGUACCUUUAGACAGCAAAACCACCCAUUCUAAAAAGAAAAAAGAAAGAAGGCAUUCUUCUUCUGAGGACGAAGGGAGGGACAGACACCAUACAAGGGACAGCAAGCUCCACAGAGGAGAGGAGGACAGAUCGAAGUCCAGAGAGAGGCCUCACCGUUAUCCCAGCCCCAGAGAGGCUGAGGAAAACAGCCAAUAUUCAAGCCAGUUUAAAGAGUUAAGGAGAGAUGAAGGCAGGAGAAAGCACAGGAAUGCUUCACCCUCCAGGCACAAAUGACUUGAGAAGCUAGGGUUUUAAAUACCGCCUUGCCAUUUGAACUGUCUUUUUACAGCUUAUUAAACAUUUUUUUAAAGAGAAACCCUUUGUACAAAAUACUCCCAAACAUCAGUGAGCCUUCUAAUCACUGUUAAUCGUUGGAGCUUUCUGCUAAGCUGCUGCUUAGAAGACUUUGAGUCCAGGAGGAAUCAAAGCCCGGUUAUUUUGCCAAUAAAACAGUUGCUUUCACUGGGGUAUUAGUGUGCUGUAAAUAUUUCUUCUUUAAAUUUUAUUUGUGGUCUCUGGAAGUGCUAAACAUUCCUUCCUUUUCAUUUUUUGGAUGAU